Molecule: messenger RNA, 1728 nt
Organism: Pecten maximus
Lineage: Eukaryota; Metazoa; Mollusca; Bivalvia; Pectinida; Pectinidae
Product: 4-hydroxybenzoate polyprenyltransferase, mitochondrial-like
Exons: 8
Coding region: 507-1571 (354 amino acids)
Biological process (GO): ubiquinone biosynthetic process
Cellular component (GO): mitochondrial inner membrane
Source: RefSeq, a predicted model, not a curated record
GUUCACACUUCCGGUUUCAGCAUGUGCAAAAACGAAAGCACACACAUUAAACAUUGGAAAAGAAUCGCAAGACUCAAACAUUAACUGUGGUGAUAUUAGCGCAUGUAAUCACAACAUAAAAAAAAACAUCUACAUUGAUCAAGAAAAGUCAUGAGACUACAGAAAGUGUUGUUCCGUGGACUUUCCUAUUCGUGUAACGUAGGUGCACGAACUGCCCUCUGUAAUCUACAAGAUGCGAGUAUGAGAGUAAAGCUGGUAUCAAGGUUAUCUUCCUCUUCUACUGCUACAUCAAAGCUAACAGCUGUAUUGUGUCCAGAUCAACAGAAAACAUCACCUGUCUGUGAUGUUCACAUUACAAAAUCGGAACAUGUUAAACAAGCUCAUGAUCACUGUUACAGAUUUGAAGACGUAUCGUCGCAAAAUAUAACAAAUAAUUAUCAGGCGAAAGUUUUCAACAAUCCCUGGGGUCACUUCAUAAUGAUCCAUUUACUCACUCCAGAAAUGUAAUGAACACUUUGUCCAGUGUUAGUAACUUUCAUUCCAUGAAAAACUCUGAUCUGUUCAGCAAGAGAAAACUGAUGGAUCCCUCAGUAUGUUUUACACACCCUUCAAACCGUUUCCUGACUGUUUCUCCUAAAGGGAUCCUGGAUGCUUCCCCAAAAGGCAUUCAACCAUAUUUAAGGCUGAUCAGAUUUGAUAAACCUAUAGGCACAUAUUUACUGUACUGGCCAUGUACAUGGAGUAUUGCCAUGGCCGCCAGCCCGGGUCAGCUUCCCGACUUUUGGCUUUUGACAUUGUUUGGGGCAGGUGCCUUCUUCAUGAGAGGAGCUGGCUGUAUUAUUAACGACAUGUGGGACAGAGACAUUGAUAGAAAGGUGGAGCGGACAAAACUCCGCCCACUAACCAGCGGUGAGCUGAGCAUGUUCCAGGGCCUCGUCUGUUUGGGAGGGAUGUUAUCUGUGUCUUUGGCGAUACUUUGUCAGCUCAAUAUGUUUAGUAUUGUACUAGGUGCAUCAUCCAUGUCACUUGUGAUCCUGUAUCCGCUGGCUAAGAGGUUCACCUACUGGCCCCAAGCUAUGCUGGGCUUGACCUUCAAUUAUGGCGCCCUGUUAGGCUGGGCUGCAGUGCAGGGCUCUGUUGAUCUCUCUGUGGUGCUGCCAUUGUAUGCCAGUUGUUUGGCUUGGACUCUUUUAUACGACACCAUUUAUGCCCAUCAAGAUAAAUAUGACGACAUGUUGAUCGGUGUUAAGUCUACCGCCCUUAAGUUUGGUGACCAGACCAAAUAUUGGUUGUCAGGGUUCGCUGCAGUGAUGGUCAGCGGUCUGACCACUACAGGGGUCAUGUGUGACCAGACCUGGCCAUACUAUGCAGCAGUAGCCUUUACCAGUGGUCAUCUCUUCCACCAGAUUUGGUCAGUCAACCUAGAUAAUGCCGACGACUGUGCAGCCAAGUUCCGCUCCAACACACGACUGGGAUUCAUUAUGUUCCUGGGGGUCACCUUGGGAACCCUGCUGAAGGUCACAGAGGGGGAAGAUGAAAAGGAAAAAAAAGUUGCCAUGAUCUCUAAAUAAUGAAGAUCUGUGAUUGGAGUUAAUUGACAAUGCCAGCAAUAUUCUAGUGACUGUUCAUUUGCUGUUAAAUGUAAAACUUUUAAAAAUUAUAUGUGGUUUGAAAAGGUAUCAAAAUUAUGAAGUCUUAUUUGUACUAAAUAGAUUUUUUACCAUAUUG